Molecule: messenger RNA, 2856 nt
Organism: Brassica oleracea var. oleracea
Lineage: Eukaryota; Viridiplantae; Streptophyta; Magnoliopsida; Brassicales; Brassicaceae
Exons: 1
Coding region: 154-2682 (842 amino acids)
Source: RefSeq, a predicted model, not a curated record
CAGACAAUACCAAUAAUGAAAACCUAUCACUAAUCCCCACCACAAACACACACACACAAAAAAAAAAAGAUUAUUGAUUUCAUUUCCCCAAUUAAACCCUCGUCCUGCUGCUUAUCCUUCUUCGUCCAGAGACGGAAAAAAAAACACAAAUUAAUGGCGGCUGAAUAUUCCGGUAGCCGAAGUUCCAACACACAGCUUCUCGCUGAACUCGAAGCCCUAAGUGAAAAUCUUUACCAGAAACCUCAGGCUCCAGUUGGUCGCAGAACUAACUCUCUCGCUCUCCCUCGCAGCUCCGUUCCGUCCCUCGUGACCUCUGCCGAGGAUGUGACGGUACCGAAACCACGGUCUCGGCGUUUGUCUCUGUCUCCAUGGCGGUCGAGACCCAAGCUUGAGGCAGAGGAGGAAGAGAAUAUGACUCAGAAGAUAAGCAUCAAGACACCAGAAGAGUCUUCAUUGGUGGGAUCCAAAGCCAAGGAAGAGAGAAAAGGGAUAUGGAACUGGAAACCCAUUCGCGGGCUGGCCCGAAUCGGAAUGCAGAAGCUGAGCUGUUUGUUGUCGGUCGAGGUCGUGGCGGCCCAGAAUCUACCGGCGUCGAUGAACGGUCUACGACUCGGGGUUUGCGUGAGGAAGAAGGAAACCAAAGAUGGCGCUGUCCAGACGAUGCCGUGUCGGGUUUCUCAAGGAUCUGCCGAUUUCGAGGAGACGCUGUUCAUCAAGUGCCACGUGUACUACUCGCCGGCUAAUGGGAAAGGUGCUCCGGCGAAGUUUGAGGCUCGGCCGUUUUUGGUUUAUCUAUUCGCGGUGGAUGCUAAGGAGCUUGAGUUUGGAAGGAACAUGGUGGAUUUGAGCGAUUUAAUCCAGGAAUCUGUGGAGAAGAUGAGUUAUGAAGGAGCUAGGGUUAGGCAAUGGGAUAUGAGCUGGGGGCUUUCAGGUAAAGCCAAAGGGGGUGAACUGGUUCUCAAAUUAGGGUUUCAGAUCAUGGAAAAAGAUGGUGGAGCUGGCAUUUACGGUAAACAAGGUGAAUUAGGGAUUAAACCGAGCAGCAAACCGAAGCAUUUCUCCGGUUCCUUUGGGCGAAAGCAAUCAAAAACUUCGUUCAGUGUCCCGAGCCCAAAGAUGACUAGCCAGAGCCAGACAUGGACGCCAGCAAGUGGCGUGGAGGCUGCGUCUGAUCUUCAAAGAAUUGAGCAUCUGAAUCUGGAUGAACCGGAGGAGAAACCAGCUCCGAAAACAGAGGAACCAGAACAGAGAGUUGAAGAAGAUGAUCAAGAGCCUGAUUUUGAGGUUGUUGACAAAGGAGAAGACCAAGAACCUGAAUUUGAAGUUGUGGACAAAGGAGUCGAGUUUGAUGACGACAUGGAAACUGAGAAAUCAGAUGGAACCAUAGGUGAGAGAUCCUUUGAGAUGAAGGAGCAACAUGUUAAUGUUGAUGAUCCACGGCACAUGAUAAGACUAACGGAGUUAGAUUCUAUUGCAAAGCAGAUCAAAGCGCUUGAAUCUAUGAUGAAAGAUGAUAGUAACGGUGCUGAAGGUGAGGAGUCACCAAGGCUCGAUGAAGAGGAGCAGACUGUGACAAAGGAGUUCCUUCAGUUACUUGAGGAUGAAGAAUCCGAGAAUCUCAAAUUCUACCAGCACAAAAUGGAGAUCUCCGAGCUGCGAUCUGGCGAAUCAGCAGGCGAAGAAUCUGACAAUUACCUCUCAGAUCUUGGGAAAGGCAUCGGUUGUGUUGUUCAGACAAGGGACGGCGGAUACUUAGUUUCUAUGAACCCUUUUGAUACGGUGGUCAUGAGGAAGGACACUCCUAAGCUCGUAAUGCAAAUCUCGAAACAGAUCGUGGUACUACCUGAAGCCGGAUCAGCGACUGGAUUCGAAUUGUUUCAUAGAAUGGCGGGUUCGGGUAAGGAACUUGACUCAAAGAUAUGUUUGCUUAUGGCGAUGGACGAGCUUAUGGGGAAAACAGGGGAACAAGUGGCUUUCGAAGGUAUAGCGUCAGCGAUCAUACAAGGGAGGAACAAAGAGCGAGCGAACACAAGCGCAGCGCGAACUGUUGCGGCUGUUAAAACGAUGGCUAACGCUAUGAACAGCGGAAGAAGAGAGAGGAUAAUGACAGGAAUCUGGAACGUGGAGGAGAAUCCAUUGGCUUCAGCUGAGGAGGUUUUAGCUGUUUCUUUACAGAAACUUGAAGAGAUAGUGAUCGAAGGACUAAAGAUUCAAGCUGAUAUGGUGGAGGAUGAUGCUCCUUUUGAGGUUUCCGCUGCCAAAGGCCAGCCAAAUCCACUUGAGUCGACCAUCCCGCUCGACGAGUGGCUCAAGGAGAAUCGCAAGCAGAAAACGUUGACCGUUUUUGCGACAGUGCAGCUCCGGGACCCAACAAGGAGAUAUGAGGCAGUGGGAGGGACAGUUGUCGUGGCGGUGCAGGCUGAAGAUCAGGAGGAUGGACUAAAAGUGGGAAGCUUGCACGUUGGGGGAGUGAAGAGCAAUGGGGCGGAGAAGCGAAGGUUGACUGCGGCGCAGUGGCUUGUGGAGUAUGGUAUGGGUAAGAAAGGUAAGAAGAAGAGUAAUGUUAAGAGGAAGGAGAAAGAAGAAGAAGAUGAAGAAUUGUUGUGGAGCUUGUCGUCUAGAGUUAUGGCGGAUAUGUGGCUAAAAUCUAUAAGGAACCCUGAUGUGAAGUUGCACAGUUGAGGUUGAGAAUUUCACAUUACAGAAUAAGAUGCAUAUGUACAAAAGGUUAUUUUCGCUUUGUUAUUUAUAGCUAUUUGAGCAGAACUUGUCUACUCUCUAAAUUUGAUCGUUCUUUGUCAAUUGGUAAAGACUACGGGUGGGCACUUCGGUUAUUUUCUCGGUUCCGGUUCGGUU